AUGUAUACCGACACAAAAAAUUUGGCAAACCUUUGCAUCAAUCAAUCAAAUUCCGCCAUGAAAAUGUCAAACCACCAACAACAGCAACAAAUGUUGCUGCAACAACAACAAAGUGAUAAAUUCAAAUUGAAGAAAAUGUGGAAGCCCAUCCUACGCCUGAUGGCCCUGAAAUCUGCAAACUCAGCCGCCAAGAGCAAUCGUUCCAUACCAAAUAAUGUGAAUCUGAACAAUGCCCAGAUCUGCCACAGCACACCCAAGGAUUUAUUAUUCGGUGCCGAGCAGAGACUACAAGAAGUUGCUGAACAAAAAAUGCCCGAAUUGCGUUUGCCGGAAACGGAAGUAAAAGAAAUCAGCCCCCUUACCAGCACCUCCUCCGCCACCACCCACAAAGUCAGCAGCAAGGAUACCCAAGAAUUCAUUAGCCGAGUUAGUGUGGAGAAAACCCCCCUAAAUACCUGCAGCAGCGAUUGUGUCUAUGGUCGCAACUGUCAACAUUCGCAAUAUCACCAAAUGCAACAAUUGUCUACCUCAAACCUCCUGCUCGAUGAAGAUUUCAAUUUCAUCAAUGCCGAAGAUGGUUGCUUUGUUUGGUCCGAUAGCUCCAGCAGCAGCGGCAGCAACAGCGAAAUCGAUGAACAGCUGUUGCGCAAUUGGUAUUGGCAAAAUUCCUGGCAAUUUGCCGAAAAUGCAACCAUGUGUUAA
Molecule: messenger RNA, 702 nt
Organism: Musca vetustissima
Lineage: Eukaryota; Metazoa; Arthropoda; Insecta; Diptera; Muscidae
Gene: E(spl)m2-BFM
Product: enhancer of split M2 protein
Exons: 2
Coding region: 1-702 (233 amino acids)
Biological process (GO): Notch signaling pathway; sensory organ development
Source: RefSeq, a predicted model, not a curated record